AUGCUAAUAGAGAAGAAUCAGGAUCAAUUGAUCACAAAGUUCAUCCAACAUAUCCUAGCCUUGGUCUUUGCCAUUGAUGAGAUCAAUGGGAAUUCUGAGCUCUUACCCAAUGUAACUCUUGGGUUCCACAUCCAUGACAGCUACACUGAUUCAAGGACAACCUUCCGUGCCACUUUGGACUUGCUCUCCAACUCACAUCAGUUUCUUCCCAACUACAAGUGUGGAAGCAGUCAAAAAUUAAUAGGUGUCAUUGGUGGACUAAGUGCUGAUGCUUCCUUGUGUAUAGGAGAUGUCUUAGGCCUUUACAAGGUUCCCCAGCUUUCUUAUGGUUCAUUUCAACCAACAGUAUAUUAUGAUUCUGACUUCUUUUCCUUUUAUCGCAUGGUUCCUAAUGAAGCCCUUCAACUUUGGGGGAUAGUACAGUUACUUCUGCAUUUCAGGUGGAAAUGGGUUGGCCUUGUCAGUAUUGAUGACCAAAGUGGAGAACAUUUCUUGGAGGUUUUGCAACCCAGACUUUCUCAGCAGGGAAUAUGUUCUGCCUUCAUCAAAAGAAUUCCAAAAACUCAUCCAAUGUGCAGUAUAGAAGAAAUUCUUGAAAAAAUUCCUAAUGACAUCUCAGUUUUCCAAAACAGCAGAGCCAAUGCAGUCGUUGUAUAUGGAGAAAGUGUAACCUUGUUCUGGCUGGCAGAUCUUUUAUGGUGGAAUGACAUUGGGAUGAUCAUGCUAACUCCAGAACAGAAGUCCAACCAUUCUUCAGGAAAAGUGUGGAUUGCAACAGCCCAAAUUGAUUUUGUAUUCAACAACUUUCAAAAAGAUUUUGAUAUACAGAUCUUCCACGGUACUCUUUCCUUUUCAGUUCACUCAAAGAAAGUUUUAGCCUUUGAAGAAUUUCUUCAGAAAGUAAAGCCUUCUUUGGCAAAUGAAAAGAGUUUCAUCAACAAUUUUUGGGAAAAUGCUUUCAGUUGUUUCAUUUCCAGCUCAACCACAACCAAUUUAUGUACUGGAGAAGAGAUGUUGCAGAAUCUUCCUACACCUUUCUUUGAAAUGGGCAUGACCGGUCACAGUUACAGCAUCUACAAUGCAGUUUAUGUCAUGGCACAUGCCUUAGAUAUGAUGUAUUCAUCCAGCCGCAGAUCUAAGACAAUACCAAUCUCUCAAGACAUCGAACCUUGGCAGCUCCAUUCAUUUCUUCAAAAAAUCUCUUUCAACAACAGUGUUGGAGAUGAAGUGACCUUCAAUGAACAUGGAGAAGUCUUGUAUGGAUUUGAUCUUAUCAACUUGAUCACUUUUCCAAAUGGCUCUUACACCAAGGUGAAAGUGGGAAGACUGACUCCUAAAAGACUGCUAGAGAAAGAAUUGGUGGUGACUGACGAAAGAAUUCAGUGGCAUGCAGAUUUCACCCAGGUACCCCCUACUUCUCUGUGCAAUGAUCCCUGCCAGCCUGGAUUUCAGAAGGUCAAGAAGGAAGCUGAGCCCUUCUGCUGCUAUGAUUGUCUUCAAUGUGAAGAAGGGAAGAUUUCCUAUCUGAUGGAUAUGGAUGACUGUGUCAGUUGCCCAGAAGAUCACUAUGUAAAAGAUGGGGGAAACCUGUGCACUCCUAAAGUUAUACAUUUUCUCUCCUAUAAAGAGCCUUUGGGGAUCACCUCAGCUUCAUUUGCUAUCUCCCUUUCAUUGACUGCAUCUUUUGUGCUAGGAGUUUUUAUUAAGCACCAGCACACUCCUAUCGUCAAAGCCAACAACCAAAGUCUCAGCUACAGUCUGCUUAUAUCCCUAAUUCUCUCCUUCCUUUGUGCAUUCUUCUUUUUUGACCGACCCGUUCAAAUAACUUGUCUUCUUCGACAAACAUCCUUUGGCAUCAUCUUCUCAGUGGCAAUUUCAUGCAUAUUAGCAAAAACCAUCAUGGUGAUCCUGGCUUUUUUGGCCAUCCAACCGCAUUCCAAGAUGAAUAAAUGGAUGGGGAGAAAACUGCCAAUUUUUAUUGUUCUUUCCUGUUCCCUUGUUCAAGCAGGCAUUUUGACCAUUUGGCUAGGAUCUUCACCACCAUUCCCAGAUGUUGACAUGCAUACAUUAGAGGGAGAGAUAGUGCUGGAAUGUAAUGAAGGUUCAACUAAAAUGUUCUAUUGUGUUCUAGGAUAUAUGGGCUUCCUUUCCAUUGUAUCUUUCUUUGUGGCCUUUUUAGCUAAAAACUUACCUGAUAGUUUCAAUGAAGCCAAGUUCAUCACGUUUAGCAUGUUGGUCUUCUGCAGUGUCUGGCUCUCCUUUGUUCCAACUUACAUGAGUACCAAAGGAAAAUACUUGGUAAUUGUGGAGGUCUUCUCUAUCUUGGCCUCCAGCACUGGCUUACUAAGUUGUAUCUUUUCCCCCAAAUGCUAUGUGAUUUUACUAAGACCUGAUCUGAACCACAGGGAGCAACUAAUAAAGAAAAAGAAAUAA
This is a messenger RNA of Crotalus tigris (Tiger rattlesnake), 2433 nucleotides long. Its product is annotated as vomeronasal type-2 receptor 26-like. Gene Ontology annotation, biological process: G protein-coupled receptor signaling pathway. Lineage: Eukaryota; Metazoa; Chordata; Lepidosauria; Squamata; Viperidae. Gene Ontology annotation, cellular component: membrane. The record is from RefSeq and is a predicted model, not a curated record. Gene Ontology annotation, molecular function: G protein-coupled receptor activity. Bases 1 to 2433 code for a protein of 810 amino acids. The transcript has 7 exons.